AUGACUAUCUCAUAUCCGCUAUGUGUCUUCCUCGAGAGUCGCGAAGAAAGACUAUCUCCUGAUCAUUGUUUCUAUCGCGUCGUUGAGGAGACUAUUCAAAAUGUCAUACAUUGCCCGACCGUCUUGCACUAUAUGGUGAGGAGCACACUCGAAAAUUUGAACGAAGUUGUGGAGGAGCAAAGGGUUCAGGAGAUCACCCAAUAUCUACAAACUACCUGCCCCACAGUUUCUGGCAGUGACUCCCCCGCAAUGAAUUCAACAUUCAUCAAUGUACGUGCAUACACAGCCUGUCAAGGUGGCAAAGAUCCAAGGAGCAGGAGGCUUGCCCGAAAACACAUAUAUAUUCAGAAGCGCUUGGUUGACGACUGGGUGAACUUAGCUUCAACCAAUGGCACGAUGGAUUCCUAUCUUUUCGAGCGAGAAUUUCGGCUCCUCACUACCUUCAUGAAGCUUUGCUUGAUACGUGGGCUCAUUGCUGUGGUCAGACUUGCGUUCACUUCACAGGACGUUGAUGUGAAGUAUGAGGCUCAUGGUUCUCCAUGCUUGCUGACCAAUUUCCUCUUACAAUGGAAUGGUUGGCUUGAGUUUGACGCUGGUAAAUCUGUUCAUCGCGAGAAAUUGCCAUACCGCAAAUUGCACUCUAUAGUGUUUUCAGACAAUUCUGAAUUGUCUCUGAAUCGUGGUUACGUGCGGAUAAAAGGUGAUUGGUCCUACUUGAAUAUUCGAUUGACGGCUGGAGAUUGGACAGCCAUUCCACCAGUGUGUCCUAUGCUCUACAAUGAGCUCCAGCCGCACUGUCUACGGAUGUGGAAUUCUCCACCAGAUCCCAACCCUGCAAAAAUAGAGACGAUGCCAUGGACAGGUGUGCUGCGACGAGUCAACACAGAAGAAGGAAUUGACGGGUUGUACAAAGGAAUUCUCCCUACCCUCGGUUUCAUGUUAUUCUGGGAGCAAAUGUCUAUCCCGUCCAUUGUGGUAAUUGGAUGUCUUCAUUUCGGGGUGUACGACCAGAGUACUGUUCUCAUAGUUGCUAUCGCUUCUCUCGUCAAAAUCAUCGCAACCGUGAUCGAGGUUGUCUUUGUCAAUCGGGCUGUAACAACUCGGGAAGACAUCUCUUCAUUCUCCUUACGACGAGCGCUUGAUGCAUUGCUCUCUCCGACUGAAAGAAAGCACCCUUAUCGCAUAUUUAGCAUCCCGGGCUUGCUUGCGACCUGCACUUUAUGGGUUUUGUAUAUCGUAGGCACAAUUGGAGCACGUCACUUUCUAUUCGUCAAACAAUUUCCGGAGAACUUUGGGAACUGGGAGGACAUGAGGCCCCACAUUCCUCUCUUGGUUGGGGCCGUGAUUUUCUCGUUCGCGCUUAAUGCUCUGGUGCUCACUCCACUGGAAGUUAUGAUGGUUCGAUUGUCUAUCCAAGCCAAGGCGACUCAAGUUGUACUUCUUCUGGAUACACCACCGGUUGAAACUAGCGGGCCUGUCAGGUAA
Suillus plorans is the source of this 1485-nucleotide messenger RNA. RefSeq lists its product as uncharacterized. The transcript has 7 exons. The record is from RefSeq and is a predicted model, not a curated record. Bases 1 to 1485 code for a protein of 494 amino acids. NCBI's taxonomy places the organism in Eukaryota, Fungi, Basidiomycota, Agaricomycetes, Boletales, Suillaceae.